AUGGACGCACAGAACUUAGCGAAUGCACAGCAACCUGGACAACCAAACCCAGAGAAUAUUCCAAAUGAAGUUAGAAUACAAACUGCAAUGGCAAACUAUGGUCAAGUGCCAACAGAUGUACAAAUGCAAACUGCCAUGUCAAAUGACGCUGCGUUAGGUUUGCCACCAUGGUAUGCAAAUAUGAGAUGGAAAGAGUUUUAUACAAACCCUGAAGUGGGAUAUAAACAACUUUAUGCAGAUGACGCGAACACAGGAAAAAACCAGAAUUUUCGAAAAAGUGACACCAACUAUUAA
Messenger RNA from Trichomonas vaginalis G3, 294 nucleotides. RefSeq lists its product as uncharacterized. NCBI's taxonomy places the organism in Eukaryota, Parabasalia, Trichomonadida, Trichomonadidae. The transcript has a single exon. The record is from RefSeq and is a predicted model, not a curated record. Bases 1 to 294 code for a protein of 97 amino acids.